GGCUCAUUCAUUCCAGUAAAACGGUGUAAAAAAAAAGCUGCCUCUAAUUUUGCUUGAAGGAUCGUUCGUCAAAUUCUCUCUGCAGUCAUGAUUGAACCUAAGAAGCGACCAGCGGAUAUGGCGGUUGUUCCUGCGGGAGUGAAGAGGCCUCGUAACGAACUGGUCGCCGCGGCUCAGACACAGCAGCUUGCAACUAUGGGCCCUCCGCGCAGCUCCAGUCUUCAGGCUCCCAUAAUGUUGUUGUCCGGUCACGAGGGAGAAGUGUACUGCUGCAAGUUUCACCCUAACGGUGCUACACUGGCCUCUGCAGGAUUCGACCGCCUCAUCUUGCUGUGGAGUGUGUAUGGAGAUUGUGAGAACUUUGCUACUCUGAAAGGCCACAGUGGAGCUGUAAUGGAGCUGCAUUACAACACAGAUGGCAGCUUGCUGUUCUCAGCCAGCACGGAUAAGACAGUGUGUGUGUGGGACAGUGAGACUGGUGAGCGCGUGAAACGUUUGAAAGGUCACACCUCCUUUGUGAACUCCUGUUUUCCCGCCCGCCGCGGCCCACAGUUGGCCUGCACCGGCAGUGACGACGGAACCGUGAAGCUGUGGGACAUUCGGAAGAAGGCUUCAGUCCACACCUUUCAGAACACGUACCAAGUUCUGAGCGUGACCUUCAAUGACACCAGCGACCAGAUCAUCUCAGGGGGGAUUGAUAAUGACAUCAAGGUGUGGGACCUAAGGCAGAAUAAACUCAUUUACAGUAUGCAGGGACAUGGAGACUCAGUGACUGGACUCAGUCUGAGUUCAGAGGGAUCUUACCUACUGUCCAACUCCAUGGACAACACCGUGCGUGUGUGGGAUAUUCGUCCGUUCGCGCCCAAAGAAAGAUGUGUGAAGAUUUUCCAGGGAAAUGUCCAUAACUUUGAGAAGAAUCUUCUGCGAUGCGCAUGGUCUCCAGAUGGGAGUAAAAUCGCAGCUGGCUCUGCUGACCGGUUUGUUUACGUUUGGGACACAACGUCUCGCAGGAUUCUGUAUAAGCUGCCUGGACACGCAGGAUCUGUGAAUGAGGUGGUUUUCCACCCAGAGGAACCUAUUGUUCUCUCUGGCUCCAGUGACAAACGCCUCUACAUGGGUGAAAUCCAGUAGCAGCAACAGUGUGUCUGUGUGUGUGUGUGUGUGUAUGUGUGAGAGAGAGAGAGAGAGAGCUUGAGUGUGUAUGACAGACACUUUAGAGGCUCAGGUGUUCGGUUGAAACCAGUGGCGAUGUG
This is a messenger RNA of Chanos chanos (milkfish), 1253 nucleotides long. RefSeq names its product small nuclear ribonucleoprotein 40 (U5) (gene snrnp40). Lineage: Eukaryota; Metazoa; Chordata; Actinopteri; Gonorynchiformes; Chanidae. Gene Ontology annotation, cellular component: catalytic step 2 spliceosome. The transcript has 10 exons. Gene Ontology annotation, molecular function: protein binding; RNA binding. The coding region runs from base 88 to 1131 and encodes 347 amino acids. The record is from RefSeq and is a predicted model, not a curated record.